UCUGCGGGCGUGGGUGCGGGUGUGGACGCGCGUGGGGUGCGUGAUCCCCCUUUCCCUCCCCUCCUCUCCCUCCUCCGGUGCCUCGCCGACCUCCUGCCUGCCUUGCUGGGCGCCUUGAGCCAGCUUUGCUCUCUCUCUCUCUCUCUUCUCCUCCUUCCUCUCUUUCUCCUUCUCUCUCUCUUUCUUCCUUUCUUAGCCCGCGCCCCCCCGUCCGCCAGGCUGGGUCCCAUGGUGUUCCGAUCCCCUCUAGAGCUCUAUCCCACCCAUUUCUUCCUGCCAAACUUCCCCAGCGACCCGCACCACCAUCACCGCUCGCUCCUGCUGGCCAGCGGGGGUGGCACCACCGCCGCCUCCGCCGCCACCGCCGCCGGGACUGGAGCUGGAGGAGGAGGAGGUGGCGGCGGCAGCAACAGCAGUGCCCCCACCGGCUGUAGCCCCGGAUCGGCUGCUGGAGGCGGCGGCUCCUCGCGCAUCGGAGGCCCCGAAGACCUGUCCAUGUUCCAGCUGCCCACGCUCAACUUCUCCCCGGAGCAAGUGGCCAGUGUCUGCGAGACGCUGGAGGAGACGGGCGACAUCGAGCGCCUGGGCCGCUUCCUGUGGUCGCUGCCGGUGGCCCCGGGAGCCUGCGAGGCCAUCAACAAGCACGAGUCCAUCCUGCGGGCGCGGGCGGUGGUGGCCUUCCACACGGGCAACUUCCGCGACCUCUAUCACAUCCUAGAGAACCACAAGUUCACCAAGGAGUCCCACGGCAAGCUCCAGGCCAUGUGGCUGGAGGCCCACUACCAGGAGGCCGAGAAGCUCCGCGGGAGGCCCCUGGGCCCCGUCGACAAGUACCGCGUCCGCAAGAAGUUCCCUUUGCCCCGCACCAUCUGGGACGGCGAGCAGAAGACCCACUGCUUCAAGGAGCGGACGCGGAGCCUUCUCCGGGAGUGGUACCUCCAGGACCCCUACCCCAACCCCAGCAAGAAAAGGGAACUGGCCCAGGCCACCGGCCUCACCCCCACCCAGGUCGGCAACUGGUUCAAGAACCGGCGCCAGAGGGAUCGGGCCGCCGCCGCCAAGAACAGGCUCCAGCACCAGGCGAUCGGGCAGAGCGGGAUGCGGUCCUUGUCGGAACCGGGCUGCCCGACCCACAGUUCGGCCGAGUCUCCGUCCACAGCCGCCAGUCCGACCACCAGCGUCUCCAGUUUGACAGAAAGAGCCGAGACGGGCACUUCCAUCCUCUCGGUAACCUCCAGCGACUCAGAAUGUGAUGUAUGAUAACGGAAAAGGAACCCAAAUAAUCAUGAUUUAAAAAAAUUUAACAACAACAACAACAACAGCAACAGCAACAGCAAAAGUCACGUAAAAAUUUUAAAAACAAAAUAAUCAAAACGCAUUGCAAACUUUAAGGAGAAAGAGAGCCAGCGAGAAAGAAAAGGAUUAAGGGGGUAAAAUAAAUAAAUAAGAAAAAAAAAUUAAAAAGGCAAAAUACGCCUCCCCCAGUUCUCGACCCCAAGCUUCAAACUGUCUCCCCCCUCAAAUAAUAAUAAUUCAGUGCCCCAUUCAGAGCACCGAAGCCGGAGAGGGAGGGGGAGGAUUCAAAAGAAUAGGCAAACAGACAUUUUAAAAGGGUUAAGAACAAAAUGAAAAACCCAAACCUUUACCUAGCAAACAAAAGAAAGAAGCAAUUCAUUGGGGGAAAGGAAACAGUGGGAGGGGGGGGGGGGAUACCCAGAACACAAAGGAAAGAAAUCUCAAACAACUUGGACUCGGUUGGCGAUGCUGCAGCAGGGGAAAAUAUUGCUAUUAUUAUUGUUAUUAUUCUUAUUAAUGAUAAUGAUGACCGUGCUUUGCUACGAUGCAUAUUAUUAUUAUUAUUGAGAAAGGAGGGAGAGAAAGAAGGAAAGAAAGAAGGAAGGAAGGAA
Molecule: messenger RNA, 1907 nt
Organism: Sceloporus undulatus (fence lizard)
Lineage: Eukaryota; Metazoa; Chordata; Lepidosauria; Squamata; Phrynosomatidae
Gene: SIX3
Product: SIX homeobox 3
Exons: 2
Coding region: 229-1260 (343 amino acids)
Biological process (GO): regulation of transcription by RNA polymerase II; eye development; brain development
Cellular component (GO): nucleus; transcription regulator complex
Molecular function (GO): DNA-binding transcription factor activity, RNA polymerase II-specific; RNA polymerase II cis-regulatory region sequence-specific DNA binding
Source: RefSeq, a predicted model, not a curated record